Molecule: messenger RNA, 780 nt
Organism: Pseudomyrmex gracilis
Lineage: Eukaryota; Metazoa; Arthropoda; Insecta; Hymenoptera; Formicidae
Product: golgin subfamily A member 6-like protein 6
Exons: 3
Coding region: 1-780 (259 amino acids)
Source: RefSeq, a predicted model, not a curated record
AUGGCGGCAAAAGGUGCGGAGGCAGGAAAGGUAGGAAGAGUGACAAAACUGAGGAAAGAGAAAGAAGAGAAGCAAAGACAAUUAAAGUUUCCGAUAGGAGGAAAGGAGGCGAGUAAGACGGAGAAGAAAAAGGUGACAAUUACAGAGAUGGAGACAAGAAGGAGUCGAGGGGAGGAAGGUGAAAUGGAAAGUGUAGAGAAGAUAAGGUCGGAAUUAGAUUUAGAAAAGAAGAGAUUCAAAGAAUUCAUGGAAGAAUGGAAAAAGAAAGAGCAAAUAUGGGAAAUCAGGAUAAGGAUAUUGAAAGAAAAGAUGGAAGAAGUAGGCAAAGUAGCUAAAGAAAUGAAAGAAAAAGAUGAAGAGAGAAAGGGAUACUGGCUAGCGGAGAAAGAGGAAAUGUGCGGGAAAAGUGUAGCAAGUGCAGCGAGUGCAACUAAAUUAGGGCUGGAUUGCAAUGUGGAAUAUGGCAGAGUAAGCAACAAGGUAAUAGUAAUUAGAUUAAGCAGUGAAAAGGAAAAGAGAGCGGUGAUGGAAAACAAAAACAAGCUGAAAGGAGAGAAGAUAUUUAUCCAGAACGACUUGUCAUGGAAGGAAAGAAAAACUCAGGAGGAAAUUCACAGAUGGGUAAAAGAAAAAAGAGAAAAAGGAGAAGAGGUGAAAAUAGGAACAGAAAAAGUGAAGAUUAAAGAAAAUUGGAGACAAUGGAGAGAUAUACAGAGAGAAAUGGAGGCAGGAAAACGGAGAGAGGAAGAAGACAAGGAAUUGGAAGAUAAGGAGGAUUAA